AUGACCGUUCCCGCAGAGAAGCUCAUCAGCCCGUCGUCGAUCGGCCACUUUGGCAUCCGCACCACGCCCGACAAGUUUGACGCCAUGGUCAAGUGGCAUCUCGACUUCUUCGGUGGCCGCCUUGUGCUGCGUAACUCCAAAGCCGCAUUCAUUGCUUGGGACCACGAGCACCACCGUAUGGUCAUCGUGUCCGAUCCCGCGCACAAGCAGAUCGCCGAGCGCUCCACGGCCGCCACCGUCUACCACAUUGCAUUUACCCUGGACAGCCUGGCUGACCUGGCCACCAGCUACGAGCAGAAGAAGGAGCGGGGCAUCGUGCCGCACUGGCCCGUCAAUCACGGCAUGAGCACGAGCAUGUACUACCUGGACCCGGACGGAAAUGAGUUCGAGAUGCAGGUCGACAACUUCGACACGGCUCAGGAAGCGGUAGACUUCAUGAUGACGGACGAGUACGCGCAGAACCCGAUCGGGGUGGACAUCGACAUUGUCGAGUUCCUCCAGAGGGUCAGAAGCGGGGAGGACGAGGCGGUGAUCAAGAAGCGUCCCGUCAUUGGACAGCGGCUGUCGCGGUACGAGAACUCGAUCUACUUCACGAAGCCAGUGGAGACGUAG
Cutaneotrichosporon cavernicola is the source of this 612-nucleotide messenger RNA. RefSeq lists its product as uncharacterized. Gene Ontology annotation, molecular function: catalytic activity; ferrous iron binding. NCBI's taxonomy places the organism in Eukaryota, Fungi, Basidiomycota, Tremellomycetes, Trichosporonales, Trichosporonaceae. The transcript has a single exon. Bases 1 to 612 code for a protein of 203 amino acids. The record is from RefSeq and is a predicted model, not a curated record.